Molecule: messenger RNA, 996 nt
Organism: Paramecium sonneborni
Lineage: Eukaryota; Ciliophora; Oligohymenophorea; Peniculida; Parameciidae
Source: the annotation of a GenBank genome assembly
AUGAAUUCAUUUGAUUAUACUUAAAAUUAAGACAAAAAGUUAGAAAAGAGUAAGUAUAAGAUAAUAAAUGAAUAUAAAUUAAAAAAUUAAGAGAUAAGCAGUCUAAAUUUUAAUUCCCAUAAUUUGAUUCUGUUUGUUGGGAUAGGUAAAAAAAUAAAAAUUUUCAAAUUUGUUAAAAACUCUCUUUAAUUGAUAGGAAUUUAUCUUAACAAUAGAGAGCAUUUUUCUAAUAUAUAUUUGAUGAAAAUAUCAAAUUUGAUGAUUAGUGGAGAUUCAGAAGGUUAUUUAAAAGUUUUUUAAUUGAAUGAUAUGAAAUAAACUCGAUAUAUCUAAAAAUUCAAAGGCCAUUUUGCUUGUUUAUCAUGUAUUGCAAUGAGUAUUCAAGAAAAUGAAAUUAUCACUAGCAGCGUUAAUUCAACAAUCAAAUUUUGGAAUUAAAAAAAUAAUUGGAAAUGUUUCUAAACUAUAGAUAAACAUCGAGAUCUUCUUCUAGGUUUUAGCUUAAAUGAAUAAGGAAAUUAAUUAAUUUCAUAUGGAUUUGAUGAUUUUAUAUUAGUAAUAGAGAAAUCAAAAAAUAAUAAAUUAUGGUAAGUGAUAUAGAAAAUAAGCAAUAAAAUGAUUGAAGGAGGAAGAAUUUCAUUUAUUAGUAAUGUAUUAUUUUUCAUUUAACCAAAAUAAAAAGAUAUUAUGAUAGUUUAUAGUAAAAAAGAUAAUGAAAAAAUAUUUUCAUAUACUUCAGAAAUAAAAUUGUAAGCAAGUUCUUCUGGCCUUGAUUGUUUAUCUAAGUAACAAUUUUUGAGAUCUAAAUUAUUACUGAUAACUAAAUUAGGAUAGUAUGUGAAUUGUAUUAGAUUAAAUGAAGAUGGCAGUGUUAUAUUUUAAGAUUAUAAAGAUUUAGGUAAUUCAAAUUUUAAAGUUUUAUUAACUGAUGAUGCAAAUUAUUUGUUUGUGGCAAAUAAGGAUUUUCAUAAAUUAUAGAUUAGAUAAUAUUUUUGA